AUGAUUCAGGCGCGUCUAAUCUACUGGAUUGGAGCCUUCGUCCCACUAUGCUGGGGUCAAGAAGCGGGAUGGAUUCUGGAUCAGGUAAAUGCAACGAUGUGUUACUGGACAUCUCCUCGAGCUGCUGUGGUGCGAGAUACAUUUUAUCUAGAUGGAGGACAACUAUUUUGGGAGCCUGGCUUGAGUGAUGGGUCAUACGCUACUCCUGUUGCUGAUGGAAAUCCUCUUGGACUCGUAUAUCUUCUCAACUUUAACACUUCCUUUCAUAUAUCCGACAAUGUUAGUACUAUCUUUAGUACUAUAUCCAAGGCGCCGAAUGGGGGAUCCGCCAGCAAUCUGGGACCAAAUUAUGUUGAUGGAGCAAUGUUUGCGAAUGAUUUUGAAUGGUACACAUAUGGCGGAAUGUUGGUUUUCACAGAUGCCUUCUCUUCACCAGACGAAGAUUCCGCUAUAUCAUACGAAGUCUAUACGGAUGGUACUCCCGGCAAGCAAUUCUUCCAAAACUUUGAGCAGAUUAAACUACCAACAAACUUAACAAGAUAUGUUACCUAUGGAGGAGCCGUCAGUAUUCCAUCUGAAAAUCUAGGAUACUACUUUUCAGGAUACAGAGCCGCAGACUUUGGGGAUAUUUAUAAUGAUCCGGGCAUAAAAAAUGCAUCCUACCUAGCAAACGUGACAUCUCAAACUUUGAUCAGUGUUGAUAUGACGAGUCAAACCUCGUCAAAGUGGUAUAACGAGUCUUUACCGUCGACUGUUCCGGGCCGUGCUAAUCCUGAGAUUGCCUGGAUUCCAGUUUCGGAGCAGGGAAUACUAGUCGCAGUUGGUGGAGUCAUUGAUCCUACCUAUGCUAGUAUUACCCAAGCAAACAAUCAAUCUAUUAAUGCCCAAAGUAGCCAAAUCAGUCCAGGUUUCAUGAGGACGGUUUCCAUCUACGACAUUUCCAAGAAAGUUUGGUACGAACAAGAAACAACUGGAAGUUCUCCUGGUGCUUUGACCCAAGGAUGCACUGUGGUUGCCUCUGCCGAAGAUGGUUCAAGUCACAAUAUAUAUUGGUAUGGAGGUUAUGACGGCAUUCAUAUUACACAACCCUUCUCGGAUGAUGUAUAUGUUCUUUCGAUACCCUCAUUCAUAUGGACAAAGGUUUACACUGGUAACAGUACUCAUGGUCGGGCUGGACAUAAAUGUGCCAAGCCAUACCCAGAUCAAAUGGUUGUUGUAGGUGGCUACACUUCGCUGAGUGGCUACAUACCAAAAUGCCUUGAAGGUGGUAUGAUCCAAAUAUUCAAUCUGAGUGAUCCUCAAUGGCUGGAUUCAUAUGACCCUCUGGUUUGGAGCAAUUAUACUGUACCUAGCCAGGUUGUUUCCGUUAUUGGGGGUUCCGGGACUGGUAGCGCUACACAAACCGCACCUUCAGGCGGAUUCGCAAAUUCAAGUAUGACAGAACUUCUAGGGACUGCCUACAACACAACCAAGAUCACUAAUUGGUACCCAUACACACCAGCUUCAUCCACUCCUACCAACAACCGAACAACGCUGCUUCCUUCAGCGGUUGCUGCUAAAUCAGGAACGCCUGCAUAUCUUGGACCUGUUUUAGGUGUAGUUCUGGGUCUUUUCUUCAUCACACUUCUCAUCUUAGCCUUCAUAAUAUAUCGGCGUCGCAAGAUUUUUGGACUUUCAAGAUCAGAACGACAAAGCGAAGCUGGAACUAUGACUGAAAAUCGUCGACGGACUCUUCGCUGGCUUUAUGCUACACCUAGAGAUGCAAAAGCUCCUACAGUCACCACAGAUGAAACAGAGCUGAAUGCGAUAUCCUCAGAAGCUGAUACUGAUUACACACGCGUAUUUGCUGAGAUGCCUGGUGAUACUCAAUUUCACGAAAUGGACGAUACAUCCCGUCCCUCCGAACUCCACAACACGGGCUUUGUAUUUACAUCCCCCAAGUCUAACGUCUGGAAUAAUAUUUCCAGCGUUCAAACCCCCAUCGCCCAUUCCCCAUCCGCUAGCUCCAAUCGCUCUCAAGCCAGUACCGUGUCACGAACCUCGGGUCUAAGACCAUCUCCUAUCUCUCCCGCGCGUGCAGAUAGUUUAACACUUAAUGAACAAGCGGGAGAUACGUCGAGAGACCGGAUUCAUAGUGAUCUUAGUAGCGUGGCAGAAAGUGAUAGGGGCCAUUUGAGACAAAUUAGUGAUACAAGCGUGAGUGUAGAUGGAGAUUAUGGAAACCCCCCAAUGCCAGAUAUACAGGUUGAGAGACCGAAUGAUGAUGAGCAUGGAUUUGAACGUGGGCCAUUUGAGAGACCUGGGAUAGUUAGCCCGUUGACGCCACCGCAGGGAGUGGGCGAGGGUAGACACCAUUAUUUUGGUCCGGAUAGUGUCGGUGCCGGUAGUAUGCAUAAUGCACAGGUGGCUGAUACGAGGAGGAAGAGUAAUUUUGAGGAAAAUUUGGAUGAUUAA
Messenger RNA from Sclerotinia sclerotiorum 1980 UF-70, 2454 nucleotides. RefSeq lists its product as hypothetical. NCBI's taxonomy places the organism in Eukaryota, Fungi, Ascomycota, Leotiomycetes, Helotiales, Sclerotiniaceae. Gene Ontology annotation, molecular function: protein binding. The record is from RefSeq and is a predicted model, not a curated record. The transcript is spliced from 5 exons. The coding region runs from base 1 to 2454 and encodes 817 amino acids.